Messenger RNA from Amphimedon queenslandica, 1779 nucleotides. It is a transcript of the gene FzdA, whose product is annotated as frizzled. Lineage: Eukaryota; Metazoa; Porifera; Demospongiae; Haplosclerida; Niphatidae. Gene Ontology annotation, biological process: non-canonical Wnt signaling pathway; canonical Wnt signaling pathway. Gene Ontology annotation, molecular function: Wnt-protein binding; Wnt receptor activity. Gene Ontology annotation, cellular component: plasma membrane. The record is from RefSeq and is marked provisional.
AUGUCUCUAGUAAUACUUCUUUUCCUCGCUGUUGUUAAUCUCUCAACUUUUAUGGGGCAGCCGACUCGCCCUGUGAGUACUCUACCGCCUCCCGGUACAUGUCAACCUAUAACUGGUGUGGCCAUGUGUCUUUAUGUGCCAUGGGGAAAUGCCUCCUUCCCCAAUCUCAGGGAACACAGGACACAGAGCGAAGCAAACACCGAAGUGAACGUAUUUCAACCUCUUGUUACACAUCAAUGCUCUAACGCCAUCGUUCACUUUCUUUGUGCAGUGUACACUCCGGCUUGUGUCGAAGGACCCGAAGGAACCGUCACGCUCAAACCCUGCAGGAAUCUCUGUAACCAUGUGAGGAAUACUUGUGAACCUUUGAUGCAACAGGGGGGAUUGGAUUGGCCGCCUCACUUUGAGUGCUCUAACUUUCCCGAAAGUACGGGAUCCACUAGUGAUAUUGAUAGUCUGUGUUUCAAAGUGCCUAUCAAUGUUACCAUACCACCUGAGUUACUACCGUCUGCUACUACAUCUUCUGGUACAGCCGUUCAACCUACCGCUGCAACCUCCUCUACCUUUGUCUCUUCCAUGACAUUAGGCACUACACCCAUACCUACGGCUACCACGAUUCCUUCAAGUCAGAAAUGUAGCCCCGAUUUGGAUCUACGUCGAUUGGGACAUGAAUUCGCUAAUUCUAGCUACACAUUUGCUUCGAUCCCAAACUGUGCUGUCCCUUGCGAAGGCAUAUUUUUCACAGAGACGGAGCGUAACGUCGUCGCUCCAGCUUUCAUAUUAGUUUGUGCUCUUAUCUGCAUCGGUUUUACUUUAUUUACCGUAGGUACUUUCAUGAUCGACCGUCAGCGUUACCAUUAUCCGGAACGCCCAGUCAUAUUCCUGGCCUUGUGUUAUCUUAUCCUAUCACUUGCCUUUGUUGUGGGGGCUAUUGUGAAGCUAAGUGACCCAAAAUCAUCAUUUGCCUGUUCUGACACAGCAGACUCCCAGUCGUUUGUUUUUCAAGAUCUACCAAACUCUACACCAACUUUUCACAGUGCCAGCUGUGUCAUACUCUUUAUCAUUACAUACUACUUCCAGAUGGCAGGUGCAAUAUGGUGGGUCAUUCUGACUUUGACUUGGUUCAUGGCUUCAACUCUCAAAUGGGGCGAGGAAGCAGUUGAAAGGCCUUGGUUACUCUACCACAUAUUUGCAUGGUGCAUACCGGCGAUAUUAGUUAUCCUCCUAUUAUCAGUACGACUGGUUGACGGUGAUCAACUCUCAGGGAUAUGCUACACAGGAAACAGCAGCUCUGUUAGCAUGGGUGUCUUUGUCUUGUUGCCACUCUUGUUGUUUCUAAUUCUGGGCAUCGUAUUUCUUGUUAUUGGGUUUGGCUCGCUUGUUCACAUUCAUCUCCAAAUCAGCAAAGACCCAAACAAGUCGAGGAGACUCCAACGACUCAUCAUCAGAAUCUUAGUCUACGCUCUACUCUACAUAAUCCCGACUUUCAUUUAUAUCUUUCUGUGUAUCUAUCAGUUGGCAGAAAGGAAUAGCUGGGAAGAAUCGUAUAUAAAGUGUCCUCCUUCUAGCUUUAAUUGUGAGCCGGAGUCAAAGCCACAGUUUACAGCUCUCUUGAUGCGUUACCUAGUUCUCUUCAUCAUUGGCAUUUUCAGCACGUUUUGGGUCAUCUCAUGGAAGACACUAUUAGCAUGGCAGAAGUUCUUUGACAGUAUCUUCUUCUGUUGUCACAAGCGUGAAGAUUACCAGUUGCCAAGGAGAAAUAUCGAAACUGCUAUUUAA